Pollicipes pollicipes is the source of this 1710-nucleotide messenger RNA. RefSeq lists its product as uncharacterized. NCBI's taxonomy places the organism in Eukaryota, Metazoa, Arthropoda, Thecostraca, Pollicipedomorpha, Pollicipedidae. The transcript is spliced from 8 exons. The record is from RefSeq and is a predicted model, not a curated record. Bases 74 to 910 code for a protein of 278 amino acids.
UGACGGGGCCAGCACGCCGCUACCCGCUCCUGCUGCCCGCUGCCCGCUGCCCGGCGCUCAUCAAGGAACGGCAAUGCACGGUGUUCCCGUAUACGGUGGCCUGGAGCCGCUGCCGCUGGUGCAGCCCCUGCAGGCGGCCUUCGCCAGCAUGCUCGGCCCAGGACUCGGACCGGCGCUGCAUUCCGACUUCUCAUUCCUUGAUCCGGAGAGCGCGAAGCCCCAUCAGCGACGGCUGGGUGCCAGUAAAAGCCAACUGGACUGGUACUACGCGGCAGCGGCGGCCAACCCGUUCACGGCGGCGGCGGCGGUGCGGCUGGCGGCCGCGUCGCCGCCGAUGAAGCGAGCGCGUGUGAUCGUGCCGCCACCGACGGCGCCCGUCGGCUCGCCGCGCACCAUCAUCGCCAAGCCGCCCUCCACGCCGCCGGCGCGCAAGCCGCAGGGCACAGUCUGCCUCGACGACCUGAAGACAUAUUGCACGGGGCCGGACAUCUUGAUCUGCGGCAACUGCCGCGAGAUGUACCGCUCGCUGGCCGACCUGCUGCAGCACAAGCGCGACUACUGCAAGCUCAGGUUCGCCUGCAAGUGCACCCACGAGACCCAGCAGCUACCCAGGUCAGAUGAGGUGGGCUCGAUGCUGCUAUGUGGCCUUUGCACAGAGUCGUUCAUGACCGCUUGGAUGCUCAUAGAACACUUCCAGUCGACCCACUCAGUCGACAUCUACAAACUAGACAGCGGCGAGGAGGAGAAUGACAAGGGGCCUAGUCGCGGGAGCAGCUGCAGCGGCGAGCUAGCCAGGGUCGCCAACAACGACUCGGACGGCGGCACGAGCAGGACCAGCCGGGAGACUGAAAACGACGACGGCACCGACGAGGAGACAGGCGCGCCACCGAACGGGCCGGGCACCAGCUGAUGACGCUCCCGCGGACGCAGCUGCGCGGGGGCCGGGCCGGGCACCGGGCGCCGCCGGCCGGGUCACGGCCCAGGCCGCCGCCACCCGCUGUCGCCGCUGCUCGCUGAUGCGGAGCGAUCGACAAAUCACUGCUGCACCGAGGCUGUCUCCCAGCGGCGGACACUGCUGCACUAAAGCCGUCUCCCAGCGGCGGUCAGGGGAGCACUGCUGCACCGAGGCUGUCUCCCAGCGGCGGUCAGGGGAGCACUGCUGCACCGAGGCCGUCUCCCAGCGGCGGACUCCGCUGCACCGAGGCUGUCUCCCAGCGGCGGUCAGGGGAGCACUGCUGCACCGAGGCCGUCUCCCAGCGGCGGACUCCGUUGCACCGAGGCUGUCUCCCAGCGGCGGUCAGCGGAGCACUGCUGCACCGAGGCCGUCUCCCAGCGGCGGUCAGGGGAGUACUGCUGCACCGAGGCUGUCUCCCAGCGGCGGUCAGGGGAGCACUGCUGCACCGAGGCUGUCUCCCAGCGGCGGACUCCGCUGCACCGAGGCUGUCUCCCAGCGGCGGUCAGGGGAGCACUGCUGCACCGAGGCCGUCUCCCAGCGGCGGACUCCGUUGCACCGAGGCUGUCUCCCAGCGGCGGUCAGGGGAGCACUGCUGCACCGAGGCUGUCUCCCAGCGGCGGACUCCGUUGCACCGAGGCCGUCUCCCAGCGGCGGUCAGCGGAGCACUGCUGUACCGAGGCUGUCUCCCAGCGGCGGUCAGCGGAGCACUGCUGUACCGAGGCUGCCUCCGAGUGACGGUCUUACCUAACGAUAGA